Messenger RNA from Aethina tumida (small hive beetle), 2232 nucleotides. Its product is annotated as high affinity cationic amino acid transporter 1-like. Gene Ontology annotation, molecular function: amino acid transmembrane transporter activity. Lineage: Eukaryota; Metazoa; Arthropoda; Insecta; Coleoptera; Nitidulidae. Gene Ontology annotation, cellular component: plasma membrane. Gene Ontology annotation, biological process: transmembrane transport; amino acid transport. The coding region runs from base 294 to 2069 and encodes 591 amino acids. The record is from RefSeq and is a predicted model, not a curated record. The transcript has 10 exons.
CAAUUUAACCAAAGCAGGAGAGGGGCAGGCAAAUCGAAGCCAGCAGUGUGCGCUAUGCUGUCCCAUACCUAUACCUGCCACUACACAAGUUAAAAGGUAUCAACACUUAAUAAGUUAUUCCGCGAGUUCCUCAUCGACAAAAUCGUAAAUAAAUGCGCGAAGACGGCCUCAUGUCUUUUAGUCGUUGGUGAAGAAGCCUUUUCGAAUUGUGUUGAUGUAGGGAAUAAAUUGUUCAAGUGUCUCUGAUUUUUUUUUAUUUGUAAAAACAUACAUGUACUAGCGGAUUAACAAAAAUGUUGUCAAAAUUCUUUCAAGCGCUCACGAGGAGGAAGCAAACGGACGACACCGAAGAAAGCAAACUAGACCGAUGUCUCUCCCUUCUGGAUCUCACGGCGUUGGGAGUCGGCGGAACUUUAGGUCUAGGGGUGUACGUUCUGGCCGGUGCGGUGGCUAAAACUGUUGCAGGUCCGGCAGUUUGCAUUUCGUUUCUCAUUGCCGCCAUCGCUUCAGCUGUAGCUGGUGUUUGUUACGCCGAAUUUGCUGCCAGAGUACCUAAAGCCGGUUCGGCCUAUGUCUACAGUUACGUGAGUGUAGGAGAAUUCAUUGCGUACAUUAUAGGAUGGAAUCUGAUUUUAGAAUAUAUAAUAGGUACAGCCAGUGUGGCACGAGGAUUAAGCAAUUACAUCGAUGCAUUGGCCGAUCACAAAAUCAGGGAAGCAUUUAGGGAUUGGAUGCCGAUGGAUGUUAGCUUCCUCUCUGAGUAUCCUGAUUUUUUAUCGUUUAUCCUGGUCAUGCUCCUCACAGUAAUUUUGUCGGCCGGAGUGCGUGAAUCUUCCAUCCUGAACAACAUCUUCACUGUCCUAAACUUAAUAACAGUCGGUAUUGUCUUAGUCUCUGGAUCCUUGAAAGCCGAUACAUACAACUGGAACAUCCCCAAAAAAAACAUUCCUAAAGAAUUCAAAGAUGCGGCAGGUGAAGGAGGUUUCAUGCCAUUCGGAAUAUCGGGCGUGAUGGAAGGCGCCGCCAAAUGUUUCUACGGUUUCGUCGGGUUCGAUGCCGUCGCCACGACCGGCGAGGAAGCCAAGAAUCCCCAAAGAAACAUCCCCCUUGCCAUUGUCAUCUCGUUGGCCGUCAUUUUUGCAGCAUAUUUUGGCAUUUCUACUGUCCUCACCCUCAUGUUGCCUUAUUACGAGCAGGACAAAGAUGCGCCGUUCCCUUACGUAUUUGACAACGUCGGUUGGCAUACCAUUAAGUGGAUUGUUACGUCUGGAGCUGUUUUCGCCUUGUGCACAAGCAUGUUGGGAGCCAUGUUCCCCUUGCCCCGUGUCAUCUACGCCAUGGCCAAGGACGGCGUCAUCUUCAAGAAGCUGGCGAAGAUCCACGACAGGACGCAAACUCCGUUGGUCGCCACCUUAUUGUCCGGCUUAUUUUCAGGAGCGAUGGCUGCACUAUUCAACUUGGAACAAUUGAUUGAUAUGAUGUCUAUUGGAACACUGUUAGCUUACACUAUUGUUGCAGUCUGUGUUUUAAUUUUGAGGUAUCAACCAGAUGAAGCCAAAAACUAUCCAGGUUUAGAGAGCAAAGAUAGUGCGUUGUCUAUUAGAACACUGUUCAAUCUCAAUUGGAAUAAAUACCCGAAUUCAACCACUUCGUACAUUACCAACUGGACCAUUGGAAUUUUCAGCAUAUUCACAGGCAUUGUUUGCGCAAUGCUGAUAAACCUCCUGGAUGAGAUCAAGGAAGAUUGGUAUGUUUUGUUGUUGUUCAUCAUUGCCAUCAUUGGAAUGCUAGUGUGUCUUUUAAUCAUCGUACGACAACCUGUUGAAGAUACAGAACUGUCAUUCAAGGUUCCAUUGGUGCCAUUUAUUCCUUGCCUGAGCGUCUUCUUCAACCUGUACUUGAUGUUGGAGUUGGACGCACAAACCUGGAUCAGAUUUAUUGCCUGGUUAAUUAUAGGUUUUGCAAUUUACUUCUUGUACGGAAUGAGGAAUAGUGAGGAGGGACACAGAAUUCCAAAAGCAAAGGCAGUAAAAUCAAAAUCUCCAGAGAAAGAAGUCACGAAGUUUUAGAUAAUUGUAGUAAUUUAUUUUUAAUUGUACAACCGUAAGUCGACUAUAAUUUUACGUAUUGACCUCAUGUGAUAAGUUUUAUAUUUAAUACUAUAUUUUAUACAAUAUUUAUAUUUUUAAGAAUGUUGAAAUAAAUUAUAUUACGAUUUUUGACAUAAACUGA